AACCGUACUGAGAACUGGCAGGUUUUCUGGGCGACUAUGCCUGGAUUUGGGUACCCACCUCAGGCCUGGGUGGUCGGUUCUCAAUCGACAAGCAAUGGAGAAAGGGGGAGGAGCAGGAGCAGGAGCAGACGUCAACGUAGGGGUGCUUGGGUUUCUAGGAAGUAGUGAUUUCGGCGGUAAUGAGGAUGGAAAACUGGCUCUCAAACAGGCACAAGUAAUAGAACGGCAAACAGCGAAAAACCAACUACGGCAACAAGAGAUUGCGCGAGCUCGUGAAGAGGCUGCAAAGUCGUCCAACCCUGGAGAAUCGCCUGCUGCCUUCCUCGACAAGUUCUCCGCAGAACGCUGUCAGUUGGAAGUGGGAUUGCAUGCACUGUCCGCUAGGAGAAGAGGAGCAGCAGGGGAAGUUGAAACUGACCUUACUGGCCUGCAGCAGCAGCAGCAGCUAGCUGAAAUGACCGACUCUCUGACGCGAUUGAAGGAGUCGCUCGCGGUCUCGUCGUACUUUCUUCCGCGGUUUGACUUACGGAAUUGUCAAGCCGCCGUGUCAAAGCUUGAGGAAGAUCUUGCCGCGGCUGGCGAUCAGAUCGCCCCGAAGAAAAAGUUCACUUUUGCCUCGAAGAAAAAGAAGGGUCCUGGCAGGACAACUGCGGACGGGUCACAACCACAGUCCUCUCCCUCCGUGGCAGCAGAAAAAACAUCUUCAGCACCGUUGUUUGUGGCGGCAUCGUCACCUCGCAUGACUUCAUCUGCGUCUCCGACAGCAAACCGAACAGAUAAUGAAGCUAAGCUGGGUAAAGGGUUGACAGGGGUGAAAGGGGCAGUGCUUGUCAAGGAUAGCGAUGACCUUGUCAGUGGGGACUACACCCUGGCUGAUUUGGUCAACUGCGACGUGUACCUGCGCGGCACUCUGAGCGCGUUGUUCAUUCACAACCUGAGGAAUUGCAAAGUAUAUUCAGGUCCAGUUACGGGUGCGGUCCACGUCGACGGUGCCUCGGGAUGCGUGUUUAUGCUGGCGUCUCAUCAGAUCCGGAUUCAUUCGACGAAACAGUCAGAUUUCUAUCUUCGAGUUCGAAGCGGACCGAUCAUUGAACAUACUGCAGGUGCCCGCUUCGCCCCGUAUGCUUUUCGUUAUGUGGGGAUUGAGGCAGACUUGCGCGAUGCGGGCCUUGCAGAUGAGAUGGGUCUGUGGGAAAAGGUGGAGGAUUUCGGAUGGUUGCGAGCAGCCAAGUCGCCCAAUUGGUCUUGGAUUCCUGUCAGUGAACGCCUGCCUCCUGUCGAUGGCUCCGAGUGGGGUCCAACUGUGGUCUUGAGAGCAAUCAGAAUCCGCAUUGGAUGCAAGGGGGUUAGGAGCGGAGGAAGAGGAGAAGAAAAAGAGGAGGAGGACGACGACGACGACAAAGAAGAAGAAGAAGAAGAAGAAGAAGAAGAAGAAGAAGAAGAAGCAGAAAAGCAGAAGAAGCAGAAGACGGCUGGGGGGGCAGGUGACGGGGUUGGUGGAGCGUUGACGGCUCCUGCUGCAAUGUUGGGGCUGAAUGGGAGGGUGCUGUAUGGCUCACGACGUAUGCUGAUGGUCUCUUGUCUGAGGCAAUCAUCAUUUUGCUACAAACAGGGCCCGCGAAACAGUGCACCAUGGCUCCGUCUGCAAAGGAAUGACCUUCAUACAACCCAUGUUAUCUUAAGAUUCCACUUGGAUGCUUCCACUCAACCUGGGACCACAAUGAAGAGUUGUUGCCAGUGCUUCCGUCUAAGACCGAUGGCCAUGCAGGCUCUUGCAUCAUAUCAUCAUCAAUGUAAUGUCAAUCUGCAAGCUGCAUGGUGUUUAGCUCCUUUACAUCCACACAAUCACAGGUGUUCACACCGAUUCGUGCCCAGACAGCAGGUUCUGAGUUGGCGCGCAAAUGCAGAUUUAUCAAGAUUCUCGACUCCAGGAAGGGACUUCCAUGCAACUGUGACGAAGCAGAAAAUGAUAUCUGCAGUGGGCAGUCGUCGUAUGGAUGACAAACAUUUUGGGGAAGAUGGGGCAUCAAGCUUGCAAGCUCGCGCAGAGCAUAUCGAUCGAAAGACUCCAGGCAUCCAAGUAGUUUGUCCGCUGUGCGAACGGCCACCGGUUCAUGUAACUCCUGUUGAGCAAUUGAUAGGAUGGCUUCGAUGGGCACGCUCGCUCGCAAAGUCUGUCGGCGAAUCAUUUGCCCAUGCAGAUGGUGGUCCAACUACGCCCGAACUCUUGAGAGAAAUCGACUGGGUGCUUGAUGACGCUGUGGCCGCAGCUGGCUUGGCACGUUCCUACGAGUCCAGCAUUGACCAUCUCACUUCUCAUGGUGUCGACAGAACGAAGUCGUUUAGCGUAGACGUUCUUGCUGACGAAGUUCCGUGGCGCAGUUGCAGCUGGGAGGAACUCAGAAGAAAGCUUGAACAGGAGGGAUUGUCAGGUGGCAUCUCCUCGGCCGAUCCGGGCACGUGGCAAGAGCAGCUCCAUGUGGUCGGUGACGACGAACAGAGAAGCACAUUUAGUAUCGCAGAUCGGUAUCAGUUCAACGCGCUUCAGAACGAGUGUGAUUCAACAACGCCCUCGGUCCGCCUAGUCAUGGGAUCAAGGGUUUUGUCAGAGCAGGUCACCGCAACGCCUCCUGAGCCUGGCGAGGAAGACAAGGGUACCGAGGAAGACACGGCUUUCGGGACUCUGAGCCAGUCGUUUGUUCUUCUCCGGGAAUCCGUCGACUCCCUGGAGGUUAUGUGGACGAGAAGGAUUCGAGAGCGACUUCCUUUUCAAUACAUGGUGGGAGCAGCUCAUUGGAGGGAUCUUGUCAUCGCUGUCCAGCCAGGUGUCUUAAUCCCACGCCCAGAGACGGAGCAGCUGAUAGACAUGGUGGAAGUGGCUGUCGAAAGCAAUCCAUCGUUGAUGGGUCACCCGUGGGCUGAUAUGGGCACUGGGUCUGGUGCCAUUGCCAUUGCUUUGGCAAGACUGCGAACAAAGGGGGGAUUGGUCUAUGCGGUCGACUGCAGUCUCGAGGCCAUUUCAGUUGCCUCGUGGAACAUUCAGAGGUACGAGCUACACGACAGCGUUGAUGUGCGUCAUGGUAAAUGGUUUGCACCUCUCCAGGAAUUGGAAGGGAAGCUUGGUGUAGUGGUCAGCAAUCCUCCGUAUAUCCCGACAGCCGACCUUCAGUCGCUUCAGGCAGAGGUUAGGCAGCAUGAACCUGCACUUGCUCUUGAUGGAGGGGGGCGUAAUGGAAUCGACUCACUGAUGGAGGUGUGCCUGGGAGCAGCCAAAAUGCUCCGACCUGGAGGUUUCCUCGCAUUGGAGACAAAUGGGGGUCAGCAGGCUGAAGAACUAGCUUCGUUCUUGCGCUGUUGUUCGGAGGACUGGUGGGUCGAGGGUCGUGAACAAUCGAAGGAUGUACCCAUGUCAUGCACAGGGCUCAUCUCUUCGCUCGGUGAUGACACGAACAAUGACGAGGAGCGUCGUCUAAUAGAUGUGCAGACUUUGAGCGGGAGGUGGGCGUGGCAUGAUUCUUGUUCCGUUAGCGAAGGACGUGUUGUAUGGCGAGGCGAUCAGGGCUCGGCGAAGUGUUUCACAGAUGUCGAAGUCGUCAGCGAUCUUGCAAAUGUCUCUCGCUUUGUGAUAGCGUACCGGAGCAACGAAAGAGAUCAUCGCGAAGACCUUCCGGUGUGAGUACCGUAGUUAUUGGCCGGCCUUACGGUCGAGUGUUGAAGCCAAGGGAGGUGAGUGUUGAAGCUCUCUGUUGGUACUGUGGAGUUUGCCUUUGCACAGACAAUUGAGUUAGAACUUAGACUCAUUCUAAAGAUGAUCAAACUAAUAAGAAGUAUGUUCCUGGAUACGGAGCCAGGACCAUAAGGGCCUGUUUUGAAAAAAAAAAAAAAAAAAAAAAAAAAAAAAAAAGUAUGUUCUUUACUCCUCUUCUCCUUGCAAGCGUCAUUUUCGUUUUCGCCCAUUGUCACUUUCACUUAUCGUUGCGUCAUUUUCGUUUUCGCCCGUUGUCACUUUCACUUAUCGUUGCGUCAUUUUCGUUUUCGCCCAUUGUCACUUUCACUUAUCGUUGCGUCAUUUUCGUUUUUGCCAUUUUGAUCUGGUUAUGGUCAUUUGUACGCAUCGCCACCACCUACAGACUACGGCAUCCUGUUCAUACCCAUCAGCAAAGCAAUUGCGACCGCAUGUGCAUGUCACUUUUCGCGUACUACGCUGAUGCUCUCAAGUGAACCCGGCCUCGUCAACCAUCACAUCAAUGAUUGAAUCGAUUACGUGGACAAUGCAUGACUACUCAGGGUCACAAGUGGGAAAAAGUAUGUCCCAGUCCUCGCAUUUCUUCUCCCCCCCCCCCCCCCCCCUUUCUCCCUAUGGUUCAUCAGAGAGUUCUAUCUGCAACAGACUGACUUCAACUUCCACUGACCGACCAGAAGAAUGUGAAAAGUAUCGAUUUAGCCAACUUCGUGAAAAAAAACGACUUAAAUUCUGCUCUAGGAUAAAACCUUUAGAAAUCG
Molecule: messenger RNA, 4503 nt
Organism: Chara braunii
Lineage: Eukaryota; Viridiplantae; Streptophyta; Charophyceae; Charales; Characeae
Source: the annotation of a GenBank genome assembly